This is a messenger RNA of Periophthalmus magnuspinnatus, 2719 nucleotides long. RefSeq names its product nuclear envelope integral membrane protein 1 (gene nemp1). Lineage: Eukaryota; Metazoa; Chordata; Actinopteri; Gobiiformes; Gobiidae. The record is from RefSeq and is a predicted model, not a curated record. The coding region runs from base 33 to 1316 and encodes 427 amino acids. Gene Ontology annotation, cellular component: nuclear envelope. The transcript is spliced from 9 exons.
GAGGCGGGGCGAAUGCUCGUCACGGCGUCAUCAUGGCGGGCUGCAUGAAAUUGAUAAAAGACUUCCACUGUAUGGCUGUAAAACUGUUUGCUUUUGCUUUUAUACUGUAUUGUUUGCCCCCAUUAUCUCACCAGGCUACAGGCUCAAAUUCAGUUGUAAAUCUCCAGUACGGUGUUGAACAAGUUUCGUCUGGGUCUAAAGUCUUCUGUUACCAAAAUACUAUUGUCCCAACAUGGAAACAUACAUGGACAAGGAUUCAGGUCAAAGUGUGGAGCUCGAGGGGGUUUAAGGUGCACAUUGUGGACGAUGAGGAGCAGCUACAGGAGCUGGAGCGUUGGAGCGCCUGGGGCUGGUUCCAGAGCUGGCUGCGUGAGAAUCACAAUGAAACCUCCAUCAACAUCAAUCUCUUCAAAAAAAAGACAUGCCUCAAAAUGGAGCCUGUGGAUGGAACUAAGUAUACUCUCAAGACUUUACGAAAAUUUGAUAUCUAUCUGUUUUUGGUGUUCCUCACUGGAGGUUUGUUGUUCCUGUUUGCAGAUUCGCUUAGCAAGAGUCAACUUUUCUACUACUCUGCUGGCAUGAGCACAGGGAUAAUUGCCUCUCUCAUCAUUCUCUUCUUUGUUUUGUACCGCUUUAUGCCAAAGAAAGGCCCUUUUUACCUUCUAGUUGCUGGUGGUUGGUCAUUCUCCAUUUAUGCCAUCCAACUCGUGUUCAGGAACUUGCACUCCAUUCUCAAAACCCACUGGCAUUUUGUUUUAGGUUAUGUGGCAGUUGUGGGGUUCAUCAGUUUUGCCAUCUGUUACCGAUACGGACCCCUGGUGGAUGAAAAGAGCAUCAACAUCUUAUCAUGGACUCUUCAGCUGCUGGGACUGAUCCUCAUUUACACAGGCAUUCAAAUCCAGCCUGUCGCUUUUGCCAUCAUCGUGUCACUGGUGUUGGCCAAAAACCUGGAUUACCCUGUUUCACUGGCAAUUGCUCUGUGGAGAAAAAUUAGACGCUUUGUGAACUGGAAACCAGAGCCACGUCGCCUGUUAACAGAGGAGGAGUAUCAGAGGCAGGGGGAGGAGGAGACGCGGCGCGCCCUAGAGGAGUUGAAACAGUACUGCAAGAGCCCUGAGUUUAAUACAUGGAAGACUGUAUCCAGGCUGCAGUCUCCCCAAAGAUUUGCUGAUUUCAUUGAGGGCUCUUCUCACCUUAUGCCAAAUGAGGUGUCGGUCCAUUCUCAGGAAUAUGGAUUUGGAGGGUCAUUUUUUGAAGAAGACAUUUUCGACACUGACGAUGAAGAUGACGUGAAACCCAUUAUAGAUCCAGAGUGACUGUGGCUCAUCACGGACCCUUCUUUAAAAGAACUUUCACUGUAUGACCACACUCAAUUUCUGGUGAUGAAUUUUACCUUAAGAUAAAAUUCUGGACUUUGUGAUGAGAAGAACUAUUUAAACUCAAGACUCCAUCACUGAACAGGCUUGUAGUGUAAUUUUUUUUUAAACAAGGUGGUAUUCUACUGUGUGAAUUUAGUGGGAAUGGGAACAUUUUCUUUGCUUGUACAUGUAUUCUGAAAUGUAACAGAUACAUGAGACAUGAUAGUUUUAGAUUUUGUGAAUGCAUUUGAGCUGACUCCCUUUCCAUUUUCUGUUAUGUUUAAGACUCAUAAAUAAUAUUUACACUUUUUACAAGACGAGCAUAUUCAUUUUCAUUAAUUAAGCAGAUUGAUUUUAAUUUAAAACUAAUACAUUUCAGACCAAGCGUUAACAUCUUGGAGACAAGAUACAUCGAGAACUUAAGAUUGCACUUGAAUUGAAUCGAAUUUCAAACUAAGGAAUCUACACAAAUCUACAGAUUCCAAUACAAUGAUAUUUAAAACCACUUUGACAAUAUGUGAAUUUUCCAUUAAAUUGUAGUACUUUCCUUUAUAUUACCAUGUGGCCUUAUACCUAUGCAAUCCCUCAGUCGUCCAAAUAGUUUCCAUAAUGGUCCAUGGGCGUAUACUAGUCUAUGUGGUCUUAUACUUGUUCCGAUAAAGCUCAAGAUCUUUCCAAAGCUAUUCAGGAAGGGUUCAUUUUUGUCCUGUGAAUGUGAUUUUUUUUUACUAUCAAUACUUUUUCAGAUGGAUAUUUAGUAUUGAUUUUUGAUCUUUUUCAUUACCCUACACUAUUGUGAGGAUUUCAGUUAAUGUACGUAAGCAGUUCCACCAUUUCAUGCUUGUUAAAUGUUUUCAAUUUAUCUGUGAAUUUGACAUUUAAUGGCUGUUGAUAUCUACUAUCUACCAUCUACUUUUGUUUUUGUUUAAAGAAGGGAACACCCCAGUAUUGCCAGCAUUCCUGAACAGCUGACACAGGCUGUAGUAUUUGCAUGUGUUUCCCAGUGUCUCAUUGGCAUAUUCUGCAGUGGCAUCACAUUCACAUGGCCCAGCAUUUCCUAUAGUGCACUUCCUUUAACCUGGUCCCUGACAAAGAAACCUCCCUUUAAUGCAAACAAACUCUACACAUGCAGAACUGGGGAAUCCCUGUUUCAUGAAGUUUAUGACCUACAGCUACUGCCUCUGUCACUGGCCUCAUGUAAAGUGUGGACUUCCCCUAUUUACAAAGACCCACGUUUCAACAGCUUAAUGCCUCAUCCUCCACCUCCGGGGAUUCAAAAUGGGAAUUCAAACAAGUAGAUUCCUAAGCCCUAUGAUGGCUAGUUUUGUCAUAGUAAAAUUUCAAACUCUAUUUUGGAGACU